AUGGCCAAUCCCGAACGCAUUCUAAGAGAGGUCAACAUCCUCGGCGACCUCAAUGAUAAGAACCGCCAUAUCCUCAGCAAGGAUGCCUGCGUCUUCCUUGCACUCCUCCACCGCACAUUCAAUGAACGCAGGAAAGCCCUUCUUCAACGACGAGUGAUUCGACAGGCUGAGCUCGACAAGGGAAACCUUCUCGAUUUCCUUCCAGAGACCAAGCACAUUCGAGAGAACGAUGCUUGGAAGGGCGCACCACCAGCGCCUGGUCUCGUCGACAGGCGCGUCGAGAUUACUGGCCCAACUGAUCGAAAGAUGGUCGUCAAUGCCCUGAACUCUGAUGUCUGGACUUACAUGGCUGACUUUGAGGAUUCGUCCGCACCAACAUGGGACAACAUGAUCAACGGUCAAUUGAACCUGUACGAUGCCAUUCGCAGGCAGGUCGACUUCAAGCAAGGCGAGAAGGAAUACAAGCUUCGCACAGACCGAACACUACCCACACUCAUCGCCCGUGCCCGAGGCUGGCACCUCGAGGAGAAGCACUUCACCGUUGACGGUGAGCCUAUUUCCGGUGGUCUUUUCGAUUUCGGACUGUACUUCUUCCACAACGCCCAUGAGCUUGUCAAGCGUGGAACGGGCCCAUACUUCUACCUGCCUAAGAUGGAGUCGCAUCUUGAGGCUAGGCUCUGGAACGACGUCUUCAACCUGGCCCAGGACUACAUUGGUAUGAGGCGUGGAACCAUCCGUGGAACAGUCUUGAUUGAGACCAUCACUGCCGCCUUUGAGAUGGACGAGAUCAUCUACGAGCUUCGUGACCACUCCUCUGGCCUCAACUGCGGCCGUUGGGACUACAUCUUCAGCACCAUCAAGCGCUUCCGUCAGAACCCCAACUUUGUCCUUCCUGACCGCGACUCUGUCACCAUGACGUCGCCCUUCAUGGACGCCUACGUCAAGCUUCUCAUCAAGACAUGCCACAGGCGUGGCGUUCACGCGAUGGGCGGCAUGGCAGCCCAGAUCCCCAUCAAGAACGACCAGCAAGCAAAUGAUGCUGCCAUGGCCAAUGUCCGUGCAGACAAGCUCCGUGAGGUACGCGCUGGUCACGACGGCACAUGGGUGGCUCAUCCGGCGCUCGCAGGCAUUGCGAGCGAAAUCUUCAAUGAGCACAUGCCCACUCCCAACCAAAUGCACGUCCGCCGCGAGGAUGUCCACAUCACUGCCAACGACCUGCUGAACAUGAACGUACCUGGCAAGGUCACCGAGGCCGGAAUUCGCAAGAACCUCGACAUUGGUCUUGCCUACAUGGAGGCCUGGAUCCGCGGCGUUGGUUGUGUACCAAUCAACUACCUCAUGGAGGACGCUGCUACCGCCGAAGUCUCAAGGAGUCAGCUUUGGCAAUGGACAAAGCACAACGUCCAAACUGCAGAGGGCAAGAAGGUCACAAAGGACUACGCCAUCAAGCUGCUGCAGGAGCAAGCCAAGGCAUUGAGCGACAAGGCACCAAAGGGAAACAAGUACCACCUUGCUGCCAAGUACUUUGAGAGCCAGGUCACUGGGGAAGACUAUGCUGAGUUCUUGACAUCUCUCCUAUACAACGAAAUCACAAACGUAGGUCCACCCAAGGGAGCCUCCAAGUUGUAA
This is a messenger RNA of Bipolaris zeicola 26-R-13, 1629 nucleotides long. RefSeq lists its product as uncharacterized. The record is from RefSeq and is a predicted model, not a curated record. Gene Ontology annotation, biological process: glyoxylate cycle. Gene Ontology annotation, molecular function: malate synthase activity. Lineage: Eukaryota; Fungi; Ascomycota; Dothideomycetes; Pleosporales; Pleosporaceae. Gene Ontology annotation, cellular component: cytoplasm; peroxisomal matrix. The coding region runs from base 1 to 1629 and encodes 542 amino acids. The transcript has 4 exons.